Dromaius novaehollandiae (emu) is the source of this 5992-nucleotide messenger RNA. It is a transcript of the gene DAAM1, whose product is annotated as dishevelled associated activator of morphogenesis 1. NCBI's taxonomy places the organism in Eukaryota, Metazoa, Chordata, Aves, Casuariiformes, Dromaiidae. The transcript is spliced from 27 exons. The record is from RefSeq and is a predicted model, not a curated record. Gene Ontology annotation, molecular function: actin binding; small GTPase binding. Gene Ontology annotation, biological process: actin cytoskeleton organization. Gene Ontology annotation, cellular component: stress fiber. The coding region runs from base 258 to 3500 and encodes 1080 amino acids.
GCGGGGCGGGGCGGAGCGCGGCGGCCGCGGCCCAUUGUGGGCAGGGGCCGGGCGGGCUCCGCGCCGCGCAGCGCAGCGCAGCGCCGGCAGGUACGGCGGCUCCGCGCCCCGCACGAGUUUCCAAAGGGCGUAUUUAUCUUUUGGAGCGGUGCUGCCUAAGUGUCGCUUAAUCAUUAAGCAUCCGAUUUCCUCCGAGUUAUCUGUCAUGCUGCUUAUGAUCUAGUACUUAGAAGGGAGGGACGCAGAGGAUUUUGGCCAUGGCCCCACGGAAAAGAAGUGGCCGAGGGAUCUCGUUCAUCUUCUGCUGCUUUCGGAGCAGCGACCACCCAGAGAUCACGUACCGGCUGCGCAAUGAUAGCAGCUUCGCCCUGCAGACCAUGGAGCCUGCGCUGCCCAUGCCGCCGGUGGAAGAACUGGACGUCAUGUUCACUGAGCUGGUGGAUGAACUUGACCUCACAGACAAGCACAGAGAAGCUAUGUUUGCACUGCCGGCAGAGAAGAAAUGGCAGAUCUACUGCAGCAAGAAGAAAGACCAGGAAGAAAAUAAAGGAGCCACCAGCUGGCCAGAGUUUUAUAUUGAUCAGCUGAAUUCAAUGGCUGCUAGGAAAUCGUUGAUUGCUUUGGAAAAAGAAGAUGAGGAGGAGAGAAAUAAAACAAUAGAAAGUUUGAAGACUGCACUGAGGACGAAACCAAUGAGGUUUGUAACCCGGUUCAUCGACCUGGAUGGCUUGUCGUGUAUUCUGAACUUCCUCAAAAGCAUGGACUAUGAGACGGCAGAGUCUCGAAUACAUACCUCGCUCAUUGGAUGUAUAAAAGCACUAAUGAACAACUCCCUGGGCCGGGCUCACGUCCUGGCCCACUCGGAGAGUAUUAAUGUAAUUGCUCAGAGUCUGAGCACAGAGAAUAUUAAGACGAAGGUGGCAGUGCUGGAAAUCAUGGGCGCUGUGUGCCUGGUUCCCGGGGGUCACAAAAAGGUACUGGAGGCUAUGCUGCACUACCAGAAAUACGCCAGCGAGCGGACUCGGUUUCAGACGCUGAUCAAUGACCUGGACAAGAGCACGGGGCGGUAUCGGGACGAGGUGAACCUCAAGACAGCAAUCAUGUCCUUCAUUAACGCCGUGCUGAGCCAAGGGGCAGGCGUGGAAAGCCUGGAUUUCAGACUCCAUCUGAGAUACGAGUUUCUCAUGCUGGGAAUCCAGCCCGUCAUUGAUAAACUAAGAGAGCAUGAAAAUUCAACCCUAGACCGGCAUUUAGAUUUUUUUGAAAUGCUUAGAAAUGAAGAUGAACUGGAAUUUGCCAAAAGAUUUGAACUAGUUCACAUAGACACCAAAAGUGCAACUCAGAUGUUUGAGCUGACGAGGAAGAGGCUGACUCACACGGAAGCGUACCCGCACUUUAUGUCUAUCCUCCACCACUGCCUCCAAAUGCCUUAUAAAAGGAGCGGCAACACUGUGCAGUACUGGCUGCUGCUCGACAGGAUUGUGCAGCAGAUCGUCAUACAGAGUGACAAGGGGCAGGACCCCGACGCCACCCCCCUGGAGAACUUCAACAUUAAAAACGUCGUCCGAAUGUUAGUCAAUGAAAAUGAAGUUAAGCAGUGGAAAGAGCAAGCAGAAAAAAUGCGAAAAGAGCACAGUGAACUUCAGCAGAAGCUGGAAAAGAAGGAGCGGGAGUGCGAUGCCAAGGCCCAGGAGAAGGAAGAAAUGAUGCAGACGCUGAACAAGAUGAAAGAGAAGCUGGAGAAGGAAUCCACCGAGCACAAGCAGGUCAAGCAGCAGGUGGCCGAUCUCACGGCGCAGCUCCACGAGAUGAGCCGGAGGGCCACCUGUGCUGCAGUCCCUGGAGGGCCUCCCUUGCCCCCGGGAGCUCCCGGCGGGCCUCUGCCUUCCCCGGCUCCGGGAUCCCUCCUGCCUCCGCCGCCGCCGCCACCACCGCCCCCGGGGGGGUGUCCCCCACCGCCGCCACCGCCACCCCCUCCGGGCGGCCCCCCGCCGCCCCCCGGCCCCCCGCCCCUGGACGGGGUGCUGCCUCCCCCCGGGGCACCGCUGGGCUUGGCCCUCAAGAGGAAGACCAUCCCGCAGCCGACCAACGCCCUCAAGUCCUUCAACUGGUCCAAGCUGCCGGAGAACAAGCUGGCAGGCACCGUGUGGACCGAGAUCGAUGACGCGAAAGUGUUUAAAAUCCUCGACCUGGAAGACCUGGAGAGAACCUUCUCCGCCUACCAAAGACAGCAGGACUUCUUUGUGAACAAUAACUCCAGACAGAAGGAAGAUGCUAUCGAUGACACGUUGAGUUCCAGGCAUAAAGUCAAGGAGCUUUCGGUAAUAGACGGCCGGAGAGCUCAGAACUGCAAUAUUCUUCUCUCAAGGCUGAAGCUGUCGAAUGAGGAAAUCAAACGCGCGAUUUUGACGAUGGAUGAGCAGGAGGACCUCCCAAAAGACAUGCUGGAACAACUCCUGAAAUUUGUUCCUGAAAAAGGUGACAUUGACCUCCUGGAAGAGCAUAAGCACGAGCUGGACCGCAUGGCCAAGGCUGACCGGUUCCUCUUUGAAAUGAGCAGGAUAAACCAUUACCAGCAAAGGCUGCAGUCCCUCUACUUCAAGAAGAAGUUUGCAGAGAGAGUUGCAGAAGUCAAACCCAAGGUUGAAGCGAUCCGCGCCGGCUCCAGGGCAGUGCUUCAGAGCAGCAGCCUGCAGCAGCUGCUGGAGGUGGUUCUGGCCUUCGGGAACUACAUGAACAAAGGGCAGAGGGGAAACGCCUUCGGGUUUAAAAUCUCCAGCCUGAACAAGAUCGCGGACACCAAGUCCAGCAUCGACAAGAACAUUACUCUUUUGCACUAUCUCAUCACUAUCGUUGAAAAGAAAUAUCCCAAAGUUCUCCGCCUUCACGAAGAGCUGCGAGACAUCCCGCAAGCGGCCAAAGUCAACAUGACCGAGCUGGAGAAAGAAAUAAACACUCUGCGGAGCGGGCUGAGAGCCGUGGAGACUGAGCUGGACUUCCAGAAGUCUCAGGUUCAGCAAGCAGGAGACAAGUUUGUGUCUGUCGUCAGCCAGUUCAUCACAUUAGCCAGCUUCAGCUUCUCAGAUGUUGAAGAUCUUCUGAUGGAAGCAAAAGAGCUGUUUUCCAAGGCCGUGAAGCACUUUGGAGAAGACACAGACAAAAUGCAGCCGGACGAGUUCUUCGGCAUCUUCGAUCAGUUCCUUCAAGCUGUGACGGAGGCCAAGCAGGAGAACGAAAACAUGAGGAGGAGGAAGGAGGAGGAGGAGCGCCGGGCACGCAUGGAGGCACAGCUCAAGGAGCAGCGCGAGCGGGAGCGCAAGGCCAGGAAGGCGAAGGAGAGCGGCGAGGAGGGCGGCGAGUUCGACGACCUCGUCUCGGCGCUGCGCUCGGGCGAAGUCUUCGACAAGGACCUCUCCAAGCUGAAGCGCAACCGCAAGCGCAUCGCCAACCAGCUGGCGGACGGCAGCCGCGAGAGACCCGUCACCAAGCUCAACUUCUGAGCCCUCCCGGGGGGACGCGCGCACACACGCAAAAACAAAACAAAAAAAAGUUAAAAAAAAACCCGAUUAGCAGUCUUUUCCAAGUGGCUAGUUUUUUUUUUUUUUUAAUUAUUAUUAUUAUACUGCCUUGUAAUUUGAACUGAAACAGUGGCACGCUCUUUCUCCGCGUGGAUGAGUGUGUGUGUACAUACGUACUGUAUAUAUAGAGCCGGGGUGGUUGCGUGGUUGGAGACAGGCGUCGGUGUGUGUGUUGUGUGUGUGUGUGUAUGUGUGUGCGUGUGUGCACACGCGUGGGAAGCUUCUCCCCUUCCCUUCGCCCCGAUCCGGAAAGCGCGUUACUCCGACGCACAAGCACAACGUCGGGGCCGGGGGAAGGAGCCCGUCCGAGCCCCCUUCCUCGCCCGGCGAACGCCUCCCGCCCGCUCCCGUGGAGGCAAAAAAAAAGAAAAAAUCGAGUGAACGCAACCCGUUUUUUUUUUUUUUUUUUUCCUGUUUUUAUUCCAAAAACUUGUCCAUCUGUGCUUGUUGUGCUGAUUCCUGAGUUUUGGACCGUAAACUCUCUUGAUAAUUCUCUUUGAGCUGUUUUUUUUUGGGAAACGCUCGGGUUUUUUCCCCUUACCGCAACCCAUGAUCCCGCUAAAGGAAGAGCUCCUCGCUCCGGGCGCGCGGGGACCAGCAGCAUCCUCCGACGGGCGCUCGGCACGCGAGGGGCUGCUGCAAACCCCACCGAGGGCGCUGGGCGAUCCCCUCUCUUCCCGGCCGCUCAUUCCCGGCCCGCCUUUUUUUUUCCCUUUUUUUUUUUUUGGUCUUUUUUGUCUUUUUUUUUUUUAGCAGACACACAGGAGCAGCACCGCCAAGAAACUUCUGCCUCUUCGCAGCGUCCUUUUUUUAUUUUCCCGGAUGGUUUGCUCUUCGUCGUCGUCGCGGAUCUGUGAGCAGAACUACCUGUAAAAUGUUAGUCCAAAAAAAAAGAAAUAAUAAUAAUAAUAAUAAUAAUUCAAAGCUCUCAGGGAGUAAUAAUUUAAAGGUUUAGAAAAUUAAGAAUUGGAGAAGAAAAAGUAAACGCCAUUAACAUAUUAACAUUUCUAUUCUUAAAUUAUGCUGAAUAUAUAGAGGACUGUUACUUUUUUGCUUUUAUUUAUUUGUGGUGUGUUUUUUUAAGAAAACAAAACAAAACCUUUUUAUACCAUCAAUACUUUUGUGAUCUUUUUUUUUUCUUUUUUUCGUUCGUUUGUUCUUUUUCCUGUGGAGAGAUGAGUUUGUCCCUGUUGCACUAGGUAUUGACACUAUUUGAAAUAAGGUUUUUUGGUUUUUUUUUUUGGUCGGAAAAUCGGUAUUGCUGGUGGGGUAUGGGUUGCCAGUUUCCUAUAUGUACUGUAUAGCAAAAGUGCUGUUUAAUUUGUAUAGAAAAAAAGAAUAUGGUUUUUAAGCACCGCAAGGCCGUGGGGUCUGUGUGCUGUGUGAAAGCUGUGAAAUAUCACUCUGAACAGAGUUGUCAAGAGCUGUGGUUUUACCAUUUUUGUUCUUUUCUUCAUUGCAACUUUUGACGCACUGUAGAUUAAAGAAAAAGAAAAGAAAAGAAAAAAAAAAAAAGACUUUCCGAGUAGCAUUUAAAGCAGUAACAAAUACAGCAGGUAAGCGCAAAAAAAGAGCCCAGCACCUCCUGUCAAAGCAGCUGCAAAACCUGCAGAUUAUUUUCAAAGGUGGAGUUAAGCACUUUGCUUUAAGGAGGAGAGGGAAAUAAAGACAAAAAGGUAAUGAUAAUACUAUUCCUUAACUAAAGUGCCUCUAUUUAUAUUUUUUAUUUAUGCUGAAAAAUGGGGCUGAUGAUACGAUUGAGGGAACGGACUUUUGGGGGGGAAUAAAAAAAAAAAGAGGGAAAAAAGGAAAAAAAGAAAAAAAAGCCUGGCGUCUGAUGGUUUAAGGAAUGGUUGCUCACGCGUUUCGGCGCGCGGGGCCCCGACCCCCCCGGGCCCUGCCGCGAGACGCCGGUGCCACGUUGGGGCCUUCCCUGACAAACGUCCUCGUGCCCUUCCAGACCUUUUUGUGUUUCGCAGCAGCCUCGUCGCGGGGCCGAGUUUGCCAUUUCUCUGUUUCCUUUCCAAAAAAAAAGAAAAAAGAAAAAAAAAGUAUAUAUAUAUAAAGAACUAAACGCAGAGGCUGUGUGCAGGUAAUUCCAUGUGCCAUUGUUGAAAACUACUUUUAGAUCGGUGCUGGUGUAAGUAGCCACUCUUUUCUCUUGGGUGUGUAUUUUCGGGACGAUUCUUUUUUUUUUCUUUUUUUUAAUAAUGCCAAAAAGGAAAAAAAAAAUCCAUAAUAAUUUGUAAACUGAAGUAUAUGUCUUGGACCUUAUUAGCUUCGUAGUGACCGAGUUAGUCUGUUAGGUGCAAGAAUGUUGUUAGUGGUAGCUGGCGGGAAAUGCUGUGUAAUGUCAUGCGACUGUACAUUUUCGAAGACGGCAAUAUGCAAUAAAGGACCGGCAUUGCAGUGCG